Archocentrus centrarchus (flier cichlid) is the source of this 1261-nucleotide messenger RNA. RefSeq names its product TBC1 domain family member 5 homolog A-like. The coding region runs from base 119 to 1138 and encodes 339 amino acids. The record is from RefSeq and is a predicted model, not a curated record. NCBI's taxonomy places the organism in Eukaryota, Metazoa, Chordata, Actinopteri, Cichliformes, Cichlidae. The transcript has 3 exons.
UUUGUUUUGGACUCCAGUUUAUUUUUUUCAGUCUGCUGUUUGCUGCUGUGCUGUGGAUUACUCCUCGACCUUAAUAAAAGGAGAUAUCAGGUCUUCCAGCCCCAGUUGGAGACCACUGAUGGAAAAGAAGGAGCCUGAAGACGCCCACCGUCCAAUCCUGAAGCAGACGACUUCUGCACCAUUUGACUGCAAGAAUUUAAAUGAUGCCUCCACACAGGUUCACUCACACAGUCACGACUAUUUCAACAACAGACCCCGACACACACUAAGUAACGAGUACAACCAGUACCACAACGGACCCCAACAGACAUUAAGUAACGAGUACAACCAGUACCACAACGGACCCCAACAGACACUAAGUAAUGAGUACAGCCAGUACCACAACGGACCCCAACAGACAUUAAGUAAUGAGUACAGCCAGUAUCACAACGGACCCCAACAGACAUUAAGUAACGAGUACAGCCAGUAUCACAACGGACCCCAACAGACACUAAGUAAUGAGUACAGCCAGUAUCACAACAGACCCCAACAGACAUUAAGUAAUGAGUACAGCCAGUAUCACAACGGACCCCAACAGACACUAAGUAAUGAGUACAGCCAGUAUCACAACGGACCCCAACAGACAUUAAGUAACGAGUACAGCCAGUAUCACAACGGACCCCAACAGACACUAAGUAACGAGUACAGCCAGUAUCACAACCAGGAGGUCCAGAGCAACAGUGCCUUUGCAGAUGCUCCAGAUCAGUUCCAGUUCAGAAACCAUGUUCAGUACCACAACAGACCCCAACAAAUACCAAGUAACAAUCACAGCCAGUACCACACAGUGCACACAGACCUGGCUCUCUACACAGACCUGCUCCACAGUCUCCACCUGGCCAGAAUUACUGACUACACCCACCACCAUAACACUCCUGUGAGGCAGAGAACUCUUGGAGGCCGGGAAGGCGGUGACAUGAUACCAGAGAGGAGCAUACAGAACACAGGCAACAGCUGGAGCUCUCGGGAUGUCUCAACUCGUCACAGCUGCUUUAGAUACUUUGCCAAUAGACGUGUUAAUCAUUAUGCAAUGGUGAUUCUAAUAAUUAACUUUAAUGUCAUGUUUUUUGUAUUUUCCCUCUUAGGUCAUGGCAGAAUAUAAAUGACUCUCUGAACAAAAGUUUGCCAAAAUUACAGUGUUUGUAGCUCACUGCUCAUCAUCAGAAAUCAGCAACAAUCAUCUUUAAGCUGAUUCUCAGUCAGCUGCAAAUCUGAUUUAAACCAA